This is a messenger RNA of Raphanus sativus (radish), 1907 nucleotides long. Its product is annotated as F-box/kelch-repeat protein At1g67480-like. Gene Ontology annotation, molecular function: protein binding. Bases 516 to 1649 code for a protein of 377 amino acids. The record is from RefSeq and is a predicted model, not a curated record. NCBI's taxonomy places the organism in Eukaryota, Viridiplantae, Streptophyta, Magnoliopsida, Brassicales, Brassicaceae. The transcript is spliced from 5 exons.
UCCUUCCUGUGAUUUUGCUUAUAUAAAUAAUUCAUAAUCCCACGUUCCACUUUUAAUUCCCACCACUAUUAUUCUCACAUCUUCUCUUUCUGUCAAUGUUAUCGUCUCUGCACCAACUUCAACGCAUAAACACGACAAAGGCUUCCCCUAUCCUGUCGAACAUUCGCAAAUUCUAGAGAUGGACGUUGCGGGUGGCUAAAUCUCCUUCUCCAGCUUGACCUUUAAUUAUACAGAGAUGCGUCUGAGAAGAAACAACAUUACUUUAACACCAAUCUUAGAUCCUAACUUUUGUAGAAGCGAAGCCAUUGGUAUGGAAUAUGAACUAGAUUGUGCUGGACAACAUCAUCAUCAUUCAUCAGCUGUCUCUACAACCGCUACAUUAUUCAUUCCUUUGUCUUUGAAAAUCCAUAUACGUGACGGGUUUCACGAUAUUCUUUAAUACCAUUUUCAUACACACACACAAAAAGAACUUACUUUAGUUAAAAUUUUAAAUUGUUCAGAAGAUUAGUCAAGAGAUGCAGGCUUUUGUAAGUGGGAAGAAAAGAGUUGUAUUAAAUGACAACAUGUGUUUCUCCAAAGACAAUCUUGAAGUUAGUACAGAGUUCUUGUCUGAGAAUUACCGGGACAACCCUUUGAUCCCGGGCUUGUCUGAUGACGUCGCGAAGUUGUGUCUGGCGCUUGUUCCGCGUAGUAGCUUUCCUUCCAUGGGACGUGUCUGCAAGAAAUGGAGGUAUGUUGUGAAGAGCAAAGAGUUCAUUACUGUGAGAAGACUUGCCGGUAUGCCCGAGGAGUGGCUCUAUGUUUUAACAGCGAAAGCUGGAGGGAAAGAUAGCCACUGGGAGGUGUUGGACUGUCAGGGACAUAAACUAUCAUCUCUUCCACCUAUGCCUGGUCCUGCCAAAACAGGGUUUAAGGUGGUUGUGGUUGAUGGGAAGCUCCUUGUCGUUGCUGGUUGCGCCUUGAUCAACGCUUCUCUUGUUGCAUCUUCUGAUGUUUAUCAGUUUGAUACUUGCCUCAACAGCUGGAGUAGACUAGAAGACUUGAAGGAAGCACGCUAUGACUUUGCUUGCGCUGAGGUGAAUGGGCUUGUUUACGUGGUGGGAGGUCACGGUGUUGACGGUGAGAGUCUGUCGAGUGCAGAGGUGUAUGAUCCAGAGACUGGUGUCUGGACUUGCAUAGAGUCUCUGAGGCGUCCGAGAUGGGGAUGUUUCGCUAGCGGCUUCAACGGGAAGCUAUACGUGAUGGGUGGGAGAUCUAACUUUACUAUUGGUAACUCUAAACUUGUUGAUGUGUAUAACCCUCAGUGCGGCUCCUGGUCUGGCAGCAAAAACGGUUUAACUAUGGUGACAGCUCAUGUUGAAGUAGGAAAGAAGCUGUUCUGUAUUGAUUGGAAGAACCAGAGGAAGAUGUCAGUCUUCAAUGCAGAAGAUGAAACUUGGGAAGUGGUGGCUCUUCCGCUUUCGGGAAGCUCCAGGGCAGGGUUCCAGUUUGGUAAGCUGAGUGGGAAGCUUCUGCUUUUUUCGUCUCAGGGAGAAACUGGUCACAGCACUUUACUGUAUGACCCUGAUGCUGCACCAGGCAAACAGUGGAAAACAUCCGAGAUAAAACUGUCCGGUCCGUGCGUAUGCAGCGUAACAAUCACAGCCUGAUUAAUGUGGUCUUUAUUACAUUUUCGCCAUUUUCCAAAUCAAAGAGAGCAUUGUCUCUUCUAUAAGUUGAUACAGUACUGAUUUCAAAUACUCAGUUUGAAUAAAGUGAAGAGUGUUUUCUUUGAAACUGCUUUAGCGUUCUUGUGGUGUUCCUCCACUGUUUGUUCCUUGUAACAUAUGAUUGUGUUGACUUAUGUUUAAUUUGUGAUUGUAAUUUCCUAAACGAUGUUUGAGGUAAUAUUUUGGAAUUGCUCAAAA